Messenger RNA from Lotus japonicus, 2026 nucleotides. RefSeq names its product flowering time control protein FCA-like. Gene Ontology annotation, cellular component: nucleus; cytoplasm; ribonucleoprotein complex. Gene Ontology annotation, molecular function: mRNA binding; protein binding. The transcript is spliced from 16 exons. The record is from RefSeq and is a predicted model, not a curated record. Bases 1 to 1743 code for a protein of 580 amino acids. Lineage: Eukaryota; Viridiplantae; Streptophyta; Magnoliopsida; Fabales; Fabaceae.
AUGGAUGAUUUGGUUCUUACAGGAAACAACUUGGCUGAGAUUUACUGUAUGAAGUCACUUCUACAUAAGUUUGGGGGAUCUCAAAUUUUUCCUUUGGUCUUGAGAUGUCUCGAUCUUCCAAGGGGAUUGCCUUGUAUCAAAGAAAAAUAUUCUUUAGAGCUUCUUCAAGUUACAGUAAGUUGCCAAAACCUUUUUUAUAUUUAUUUAAACCCCCUCUACACUGGAAAAUUGUUUAGAGGCAGAGCAGAGACAAGAAAUCCAAUCCAGGGCAAUUCAGAGUUAACGAAGCUGGAGAUUCACAACGACCAACCGGAGCAGCAGCAGCAAUGGCUCAAUUUCAACGGAGACCCUUAUCCUCAUCCUCCUCCUCCCCAUGAUCACCACCUUCCUCGUCUUCCCCGCAAACGCCCUUGGCAGCAGCACUCCAACCCAGGAUUCCCUCCUCCUGAUCAAGCUGAUGGUCAUGUAAAAGUUUAUGUUGCCCCAGUUCCGAGAACAGCAACCGAGGCUGAUGUCCGCAUUGUGUUCCAAGGAUUUGGAAAUAUUGUGGAGGUUGUUCUCUUAAAGGACAAGAGAACUGGUAUGCGACAAGGAAGUUGUUUUGUGAAAUACUCAACAUUCAGUGAAGCUGACCGGGCUAUUAAGGCUUUAAACAAUCAGUAUACAUUUCUUGGGGAAUCAUGUCCUGUUGUUGUCAGAUUUGCUGAUCGACGUGAGCGUCUUGGGGUUCGAGGUCCCUGCCGAAACUUGGAAAAGAAAGACCCUUCAGAAGAGGCGGUACUGGUGGAUAAAGUUUUUGUUAAUAAUAUCAACAGAGAAGCUUCAUCUAAAGAAAUUGAAGAAAUAUUUUCACCUUAUGGGCAUGUUGAAGAUGUCUUCAUUGCGACAAAUCGUGGAUAUGCUUUUGUCAAAUUUUCUAAUAGAGAAAUGGCGCUGGCAGCGAUCAAAGGGUUGAAUAGAACAUACACGAUGAGAGGUUGUGAUCUUCCAUUUAUUGUUCGUUUUGCGGAACCUAAGAAACCCAAGACUGGAGAAUCAAGGGGCAACUAUGUAUCUGGGAAUGCAAAUUUUGGUCCUUGUUCACAAGAAUCAGUAGCUUGGCCACUGCCAAAUUUUGGUGAUCCCAAUACUGGAGGGAAUAUUAUGCCUAUUGCCCCACAUCAUUCCACAGUUCUACACCCGCAAGUUGCUUCUAAUAUGCCAAACUGGCAACCUGGCCCUACUGUGGCACAACAGCCUUUUCUUCCCCAACAAGCACAUUCACAGUUGGCUUCAAUGCCUUUGCAGUCAAUUCAAGCUCCAAACUUCCCUUCUCAACCAUUUAUUACUGAGGUGCAGCGACAGUCUCAUUCAACAGAUUCAUCAAUUCAAAAUAUAGAGCAGCAGCUAAGUUCUCAGCUGCCCAAUCAGAUUGGAAGCAAUCCUAAUACAGUUGCCGGAAGUAUCUCACCUGAUCUGCCUACAAGUCCCCAGGAUGAAGAAUUUCCAGAGUGUGACUGGAGUGAACACUACUGCCCUGAUGGUGAUAAGUACUACUACAAUAGUGUCACUUGCGAAAGCAAAUGGGAGAAGCCGGAGGAGUAUGCCUUAUAUGAGAAAGAAUCACAGAAACAGCAGGAACAGAAAGAUAAAAGCUGUCUUUUCGCAAAAUUGUCAUUGUCUUCCUCUCAAGAAGUUGCUUAUAGACAACAGGAAACAAAUCAUGAUCACUGGCGGUCGGAAACAAGUCUUGUUGCUGGAUAGGUGUGAUGUUAUUUUUCUUGUUGGGCUACUGAAGUCACAUAUUCUUAACAAUUAUUAUUAUUAUUAUGAUAAGUGGCCUAACCUAAUGUUUCUUAGAGGCUUUGCAUUUCUUAUUACUUCAAUGGCCGUUACUAAUCUGUAACUGGGGAAUUUGCUGAAUUUCUGAUUGAAACUUAGUAAUUAUAUUAGGAAAUAGAAGACCUAUUUGCAAUCAGAGAUAACCCUCAGUCCACCUCAAAUUCAUAAGAAAGUAAGAAACUAAGAAUGGAGAUUCUGUUCUACA